Molecule: messenger RNA, 1340 nt
Organism: Hordeum vulgare subsp. vulgare (domesticated barley)
Lineage: Eukaryota; Viridiplantae; Streptophyta; Magnoliopsida; Poales; Poaceae
Exons: 1
Coding region: 34-1260 (408 amino acids)
Molecular function (GO): protein binding
Source: RefSeq, a predicted model, not a curated record
UCUGGAUUGAGAACAGAGAAGGACGCACGCACAAUGGCGCCGCGGAAACACCAACGGAAGAAUAAUAAUGCGUGGAGGCUACCGGCGGACCUCCUGCUGGAGAUCAUCGCCUGCUCCGACCCCGGCACCCUCGUGCGAUGCGCCGCCACCUGCAAACCCCUCCGCCGUGAUAUCCUCCACCCCUCCUUCAUCCGCCGUAUCUCACAACCGGGAGGCAUCGUGCCUCCGCACCACCUUCUUGCCUACCUCCACACUUGUCCGAUGCGCAACAAGAGCCGCCACCAAGGACCUCUGCUUUCUCCGGUACACCCAGCCACGACCGCGGUCUCGUCCUUCAUCGACGAAGACCUCGCUCCCUACCUGCUACGCCGCGACAUCAGCCUCCUUCGCCGGUAUAACCCGGUGACGUCGCGCGGCGGCCUGGUUGUCCUCCGCCGCCGCCGCGACAUCAGGAAGGUCGAGCGGCCCUCCGAGUUCAAUCCUGACAUCUGCGUGUACAACCCCGUGACCGGCGACCGGACUUACCUCUCUGACCCGCCGCGCCUCAGCAAACAUUGUUAUCUCAUGAAGUGGGUUCUUCUCACCGCUGCAGAUGGCAUCGGGUGUUCCUUCAUGCUGUUGGUCGCCGACGUCCGCCUCUACAACAAAAGCAUUACACUUCAGAUUGCGGAAUCAUCAGAAGCGGGUGGCACAAGUUGGGGGCCACUUAUUAUUAAUCGCCCCAAUCGCGUCUCAUCUGGGUGGAUCCAAGACGACCGCGAGGCCGUUGUUCUUCACGGUGGCAUCAUCAACUGGCUACUCUCACAUGUCAACAAAAUCCUCACAUAUGAUAUCCACGCCGAGAGGUUGAGAACGACCAAGACUCCCCCCACCCAGGGUAAACAUACCCAACGAAUUCUAGGCACGUCGUCAGAUGGGUGGCUGCGACUAGUCAUUGCUGAAGGAUUUAUGAUAACCACAUGGCUUAGCCUCUCGUCUGGUUGGACCCGAGAGUCGGUGAUUGACACGGAGCACAAGCUGCAGUCACUGCAUCCAUAUAUUUCUCCUCCAACAUGUAUGGAGAUUGAGUUCGAGCGCUCAGGAGAGACGAGUGGCGUAGUGCUGCUGCGGGCAUGUCGUCAUGGCCAACAUCGCUGUCUUGGCCCGCUCAUUCUCCUUGACCUCGAGACAAAGGAGAUGCGGAGGCAAAACUCUUAUCCUUCCUUGUUGUUCGAGCUCGACCUGUUACAACUGUUACAAAAGAUGAAACCUUUUCUGUAAAUCGAUGGUUUGAUCAGAGUGCAUAACUGCAUAUACUACAUUUUCUGUAAGGUGCGUGUCUACCAGAUGAUUGUAUUUUC